AUGCUUCGUACAUCCCUUACCAAUAGACAACUCACCAUCUCUUGUUUCUUGUUGUUUUGCAUAAUAUCCGCAGCUUGCAACAGUUUACAACCUGCGCUGGGAACAAAAUGCUUGCAAAAUCAGGUUGUAACAAAAGUAACAGUUUUCGAAGAUGGAGCAAUUGAAGCAGAAUGUACGAAGUUACCAUGUGGCUCAUCUGGAACUCACUGCAAAGAGAAUCAGACGAGUUGCAAGGCUGAAACAGAUACGUUUUCUGGAAUGAAAUGGGCUUCGAAUGGACAAAGUAUUCUCCAGCGUUGCUGCACCCUUUCUGUAUCCCGUAAAAUAUAUGUUGGUACAGAUUUAGUAUCCCUGGGUUCAUACUACAUUGGUGGCAAAGUAGACAAGAAAGAUUUUUAUGGAAAAGAAGGAACUGAGUUUGAUUUCGUAUCAAACAUAAGGACCGAACAGUAUGACCUAUUUUAUUAUUAUUUUGAAUGUUCGAAACAGAAGAUUUCCUUUAAUCCGCUACUUUUUAAAAAUAUUACAUAA
This is a messenger RNA of Thelazia callipaeda (thelaziosis nematode), 531 nucleotides long. NCBI's taxonomy places the organism in Eukaryota, Metazoa, Nematoda, Chromadorea, Rhabditida, Thelaziidae. The record is from the annotation of a GenBank genome assembly.